Labrus mixtus (cuckoo wrasse) is the source of this 1501-nucleotide messenger RNA. RefSeq names its product MIS18 kinetochore protein A (gene mis18a). Lineage: Eukaryota; Metazoa; Chordata; Actinopteri; Labriformes; Labridae. The record is from RefSeq and is a predicted model, not a curated record. Gene Ontology annotation, cellular component: chromosome, centromeric region; chromatin; nucleus. Bases 60 to 677 code for a protein of 205 amino acids. Gene Ontology annotation, biological process: chromosome segregation; CENP-A containing chromatin assembly. The transcript is spliced from 5 exons.
UCUACGUCACUGUCAACCACCCGCGUAGGUUUGAAACUUCUUGUUUUGAAAAGCUAAACAUGGCGGCGAGAGAAACCCCCAUGAAACAUCGACACAAGAAUGUAAAUGCAACAUUUGAAACGUCCAGUAUAGACUCGACCGCCGUCGAAGAGAAAUUGUUUGGCCAUGUGGAGGAGGACGAGGACGUUGACGACGGACCCAUGGUGUUCAUCUGCGGGAAGUGCAAGCUGCCUGUUGGGGAUUCACUGUCCUGGGAUGGAAGUGAGGACGGUCAAAACCAGAUAAGACUGAAGCGGGUCACCGACAACGUCAUAGUUGGAAAGGACAAUCGCCUGCUUGAAGUUGGCAAACGAUCUGCCUGGUAUGGAUGUCUAGUUGUUGAUCUUGUCUGUCGAGGCUGCCGCUCUGUGCUUGGCAUGGUUUAUUCAUCAACGCCGAAGAACAUGGACCACAAGAGAUUCACAUUCUGUCUCAAUGUAGCGGACAUCGACAGUUAUGUGCUUGGCUCUGCAAGCCAGAUGUUGGCAGCAGAGGGCCCCAAAGAGCAACUGGUAUCACUGGAGUACAGAGGCAUUGUUGAACAACAACUGACAGAGAUGAAAAUGCUGGUGUUGUCCAUGGCUCAGAGGCUGGAGGAGAUCGAACUUGGCCUUCAGGAUGGAUGUGAUGAGGCAUGACAGUGAUGGGAUGUCAACUUGUCAGGGACGGUGCUUCGUCCAGGUGUCCAACAGGAGGGUUUAACGUCCUCGGCCUCACCUCUACCUUUACCCUAAUUCUUCCUCGUCUGGGUUUCAUCUCAGACACAUUCUCUCAGUAACACGUUUUGUCCAAUCCUACCUGCACGCACACUCAUACACACACUCACAGCUUCCACUCCGCUUUGUCCUGAUUACCGAUGGUGAAACAAAGAGCGCCUGCACUUGUAAUCAAUCAUGUUGUCAGCUCGGCUCCUGUGGCUCGUGGCGCCAUCUUCUCUGUGUGUGUCGGUGCAGGGUGAAUGUGGGCUAUGAGCAGAAUGUUUAUUUGUGCGGGAAUUCAUCAGGAAGGCUGCAGACUCAGCACAAUGCUGUAUUGAUCGGGGCACUCAAGGCCACACACACACACACACUCUAUCACACACGCGCACACACACACACAUUUACACCCGCAUUGUUUCUUUGUUCACUUCCUCAAGCAUGGAGCCUUGAGGGAUUGAUACAUUUAUGCCUUUCGUUGCCUUGUUGUGACCAAACGUGAGCGGCAUUUCAACAAUAUGUAACAAAAAAAGAAACCACUCUUAAAAUACUGUAAUGCAUCACAGUAUUGCAUCAUAAUUCAUUGAGGUAGCCUGGUAUCUGUUUUCAACAAAUAUUGGCAAACUUUUUUGAAAAUUAGCAGAUUAUUUACAUUUAAACAUUUGAACUACAGUAUCUUGUUUGUUUUUAUCUUUAUUUUGCGUCUUCGUUGUUGUAAAAGCUGUUUUUGUGUAAUAAAGUUUCCACCUGAUUGAAGGUUAAAUAAA